AGGCACCCUUGGGCUGGAGUUGUUUCCAGGUGGCACAUCCUCCAUGCUGGUUAUCUUCUUGAUAGGAAACUGUGUGUUUGCUGCCUAUUGUUCAGGCUGCCUAUAAAAAAAGCUGUUCUGCCAUCUAACAGCGAGGAGCUGCCUUUGGAAGCCCGGGAUCCCCAGCAUGAAGCUCAUCCUCAUCUUCGCCUUCUUCGGAUGCCUCGCUUUGGCACAGGUUGCAUCUGCUCAAUGGUUCCCAGACCCAAAGAUCAGAUGGUGUUUAAAAUCAGACAAGGAGCUUAAAAAGUGCCAUGACCUCACAAGAAAGACACGAGAUCUUACAUGCGUGAAGCGUGAUGGAACUGAUGAAUGCAUCAAAGCUAUCAAGGAAGGUGCAGCAGAUGCCAUCACUCUGGAUGGAGGUGACAUCUACAAAGCUGGCCUCAGUAACUACGACCUUCAUCCCAUCAUCAAAGAAGACUACGGCAAAGAUUCUGAGUCCUGUUACUACGCCGUUGCCGUGGUGAAGAAAGGCUCAGGCUUUAAAUUCAGCGAGCUCCGUGGUAAGAAGUCAUGCCACACUGGGCUGGGGAAAUCCGCAGGCUGGGACAUUCCCAUCGGCACGCUUGUUCACACGAAACAGAUCGAAUGGACCGGUGCUGAGGACAGCCCUGUGGAGAGGGCGGUGACAAAGUUCUUCUCAGCCAGUUGUGUCCCUGGAGCUGAGAAAGGAUCUAAACUGUGUAAGCUGUGCAAAGGUGACUGCUCACGCUCACACAGCGAGCCGUACUAUGGUGACGAAGGAGCCUUCCAGUGCCUGAAGGACAGAGCUGGAGAAGUUGCGUUUGUGAGUCACCUGACUGUGCCGGAUGCUGAGAAGGGUCAGUACGAGCUGCUGUGUAAAGACGACACCAGGAAAAGCAUCGAUGAGUAUAAAACCUGCCACCUGGCCCGAGUCCCCGCCAACGCUGUGGUCAGCCAGAAGAAUGCUGAAUUGGCCGAUCGCAUCUUUACGCUUCUAGAGUCACUCAAGGACAAAGGCCUGUUCUUCUCUGGGGGUGGCUCUAAAAACCUGAUGUUCAAAGACUCCACUAAAAAGCUAGUGAAGCUGCCUGAGACCACUGACUCCUUCCUGUAUCUUGGAGCAGAAUAUGUGUCCAUUAUCCGCUCUCUGAAGAAAGAGAGGACCACAGAGGGCACUUCAGAGGUCAUAAGGUGGUGCGCUGUGGGCCGCGCUGAGAAUAUGAAGUGCGAUGAUUGGUCGCUCUACAGCGAGGACCAGAGGGGCAGAGCCAAGAUCGAGUGCCUCAUGGAACAGAGCGUGGAGGACUGCAUCAGAAAAAUCAUGCGUAAACAGGCUGAUGCCAUGGCCAUCGAUGGAGGACAGGUGUAUACUGCGGGGAAGUGUGGUCUGGUCCCAGCCAUGGUGGAGCAGUAUGAUGAAUCAAAGUGUUCUGGUGAAGGUGCUGCCUCCUCCUACUACGCGGUGGCUGUGGUGCGUAAAUACUCUGGAGUGACCUGGGAGACUCUGAGAGACAAAAAGUCCUGCCACACUGGCAUAGACCUCACCGCCGGCUGGAACAUCCCCAUGGGCCUCCUCCACCACGGCACCGGAGAGUGUGACUUCUCUAAGUACUUCAGUCAGAGUUGUGCUCCUGGUGCUGAUCCUAAGUCCACCCUGUGUGCUCUGUGCAAGGGCAGUAGUAAAAUUUUUGAGAGAGAUGAAACCAAAUGCAAGGCCACUGCAGAGGAGAUGUACUAUGGCUAUGCUGGAGCCUUUCGCUGUCUGGCUGACCAUGCUGGUGAUGUGGCCUUUGUUAAGCACACUACUGUAGGGGAAAAUACAGACGGCAAGGGUCCAGACUGGGCUUCUGAACUGAAAUCAUCAGACUUUAAGCUGAUCUGCCCUGGAGGUUCUGCUCCUGUCUCAGACUUCGUCAAGUGUCACCUUGCCAUGGUUCCAGCUGAUGCUGUUGUAACUCGCCCUGAGUCGCGUAGUGAUGUGGUGGCCAUCCUCAAGGAGCAGCAAUCUAGGUUUGGCAGUGGCAUCCCUGAUGCCCCGUUCAAGAUGUUCGAGUCAGAGAACGGCAAAAAAAACCUGCUCUUUCAAGACUCCACUAAAUGUCUCCAAGAGGUUCCAGCAACAAAGAGGUUUAAGGAAUUCCUGGGCGACGCCUACAUGGCCAGGAUGGAUUCUCUCCGCCAGUGUGCCAGCAGUGUGCCAGAGUUGGAGAAGUCCUGUUUCAUCUGCGAGUAGCAUGUAAUGUUUUCUGAUUGUUUGAGGAAAACCUGCGUACAAACACACCUGUCCGGAGCUGAUUUUAGGCCACUCUUCCACCUGUUACAGCUUUACCUGCCACUAUUUACUCCGACGUAACUGGAACAAUCUUGGUCUUACUGGUUUUCCACCCUUUUUCAGAAAGCUGGGGGUGUAUUGUCAAUUAUUCAAUGGAUCUCACCAUUUUGACGAAUUGUUGAACGGGAAAAUAAAAAUGAUUGAAAAUGA
Molecule: messenger RNA, 2488 nt
Organism: Pygocentrus nattereri (red-bellied piranha)
Lineage: Eukaryota; Metazoa; Chordata; Actinopteri; Characiformes; Serrasalmidae
Product: serotransferrin-2-like
Exons: 18
Coding region: 167-2239 (690 amino acids)
Biological process (GO): antibacterial humoral response; iron ion transport
Cellular component (GO): plasma membrane; extracellular region; recycling endosome
Source: RefSeq, a predicted model, not a curated record